AUGCCUUCUAUUAAAUACGAAGCAAAGGUUGCCUCGGGUGCGACCCCAUUUUACGGCCAGUUGGUUGUCUCCAAUCUUCAUUAUGACGAUGACUCAGCAGUGACCAUCAAUGACUUCUUUGGCACUGUCUUCAAGUCGCCUGCUAGACUUGGAAAAAACGAUAUCGUUGUGGGGACCAACCCCUGGCAGGAAGUCACACCAGACGUCACGGUCAAUCAGAUUGGCGAUUCGACCUUUCUCGUCAUAGUGAGGCUUGAAUUCAAGGGUCCUUAUACAUUCAACCUUUCUGAUACCAUAUCAUUUGGUAUCAAUGGUGAUUUGACCGAUGACCCUGAUUUCUAUCAGAAUUCUUUUUCCUUCGAGGCCGAUCAGAUGCCUUACGCAACCGGGAUAGUUGAAAUCCAUGUCCCACCCGCUCCUACUCCAGCCCUUGCAUCCAGCAAGCUGUCUAUUGUUCUCCAGUCAAAAUUUGCAAAGUUUCCUUUCAAUCUCCCUCUUGUGGGCACCAUCUUGGAAAAUGUACCACCGGGCGAUUACAAUGUUUCAGUCAUGGACCUCGCUACGGAAGACCAAACUACUGUUGCUGAAACUCGGGCCUCGCCCACAUUCCUGGAUGUCAAUAUUGGAGAGUAUACUGGUGUCAGCAUUACCUUUGGCUCCGUGUCAAAGUACAGUGCCUUGGAUUUGGGUUUUGGAGACAUUCCACCACUCCAGGGAGAAAACUUUCACGUGCAGUUGCUCAUUGACGGCGCGCCGUUCACGGAUUUCUAUAGCUCUACAAACCACACGUCUCCGGUGCGACGCCUUCCGGAAACAGGAUCUUUCGCAGUGAUCGUUGAUAAUAUUACUUUGAAUAAUGUCGAUUAUACGUUCCGUGUGUGGAAUGAGGGUCUUCCGCGCAAGCUAUUCACUAUUAUAUACCGUGAAGAUGAUGUAAAGUCUUCGCCUAUUGACACUUCAGGCUUUGUCCAGCUACCUAUCGUCAUAGAAUCUGAUUUUGAGGUCGACCAAGAUAUUCUGAUACGCCUCACCUCGGAUGAUUUGAUCUAUACCGAAAAGGUCCCUGCUCAAGCUGGCACUACGCCGUUCUCCGUGCUGGUAGCUCCAGGAGAGUACUCGAUUCGUAGCGCAAGCUUUGUCAACAGUGGAACAGUGUAUGUGGUUGAAACCGCAACCAAUAUUACUGUAUUACCAGAUGGUAGCACGGAGCUCAACCUUAAGCUGCUGAAGGGAGCUUCUCUUCAAGUCAAAGGCUUUCCUGACCAUUUGAGCUUCGGUGCCAUCGCUGAUUUGACACCUGACAAUGCUAAAGAUCUUGUUGCGGCUCGAGUGUCGUCCAUCUUCAAGUACGCCGGCACUGAUGGCGCCGGAGACAAGGAAAAGUUCUUGGACAAUGACUCUUCCACUAGCAGAACAAUCCAACUUGCGCUCGAGGUUGAAAAUGAGCUCGCAGAUGGCAGUAAAGUUUUGCCAGUAAUGAUCUCCUAUACCUGCAAUCUCUCUCAAGGAGACAUAUAUGAGCAGCUUCGAAGAAAAGAUUGGCUGACCCACAGCUUUGCAAAUCUGAUCUUGGCUCUCAACAUUGCGAAAAGUGCAGUUGAUGAGGACCACCCAGUACCGGCUGGUUUCAUUGUUAACCCCGACUUCUUGGGAGAAGGCCAAAAGGCGAACCUCGUUGACUAUGGCGUGCCGGUCAGAGAGCCAUUACAAGAUGCCCUUGAUCACUGGCAGAUCGAAGCGGAGAUUCCUGACUCCAUUGUCGAUACCUUUGCAGGGUAUACUCAUGCCGUCAACUGGCUUAUCCGAACAGUGGCCCCCAGCGUUACUUUUGGCUGGCAAGUUAAUAUUUGGGGCGGCGGUACUUCCACCUGGAUUUACAACACUGGCUCGGAUGACGACGGUGGUUCGGAUAACAAUGAGCCAUACGCCGAAGCAAAUAAACUUGCAGAGUACAUCAAGUCGCUCGGCACUUAUGACGGCGAGUAUGCGCCCGAUUUCCUUGCUAUAGACCGCUACGAAGCCGAUGACUGGACUCUGCGUGCCUAUAGCAACGGCUAUUUCUACGGCCCAUACGAGUGGCGUCGCUUUUACGACUUUGUCCGAGAUGUUAGUAUAAGUUUGCAGGUGCCCGUGAUGCCUUGGCAGAUUCCUGCGAGUCGCGCACCACUGGUGGCGGAUAUCGUCUCGAGCGAGUAUGAUUCUGAGCACUGGGGUACGGGAGGCAGCUAUUUAUUGGGAGAUGUCGAUAUCAACUCUGAUUAUCAGAACAUCAAUCCUACAGUCUUGUCUCUUAAGCUCGACUCUUCUCUGAUCAAGGCCGAUACUGCAGCCGAGGUUUGGCAGCGCGGCGAGCCGUUUGACUUGUCGCAGCCGGCGUAUCGGGAUUUCCCAUUGCGUGGCAUAUUUACGGUUUUGUUGGGAGGAGGAUCCACCACCGGAGUCAUUUCGACAGUCGGAAAUGCUGGGCCUUGGGUAAUUGACAGGUUGAGUGCAUACGCAGACGACCCGAUCAAGUUUGAUGACACUUCUUCUGAUGGCUCCAAUACCAAGGCUAAAUGUCGUCAGUCUACAGGUAAUCAGUGGUGGUCGAGACUAUGGGAGGAAUGGCGACGCACAGGAAAUGCUCGAGUUUGA
Messenger RNA from Trichoderma atroviride IMI 206040, 2634 nucleotides. RefSeq lists its product as uncharacterized. Lineage: Eukaryota; Fungi; Ascomycota; Sordariomycetes; Hypocreales; Hypocreaceae. The record is from RefSeq and is a predicted model, not a curated record.